Molecule: messenger RNA, 1641 nt
Organism: Alternaria burnsii
Lineage: Eukaryota; Fungi; Ascomycota; Dothideomycetes; Pleosporales; Pleosporaceae
Product: mfs general substrate transporter
Exons: 8
Coding region: 1-1641 (546 amino acids)
Biological process (GO): transmembrane transport
Molecular function (GO): transmembrane transporter activity
Source: RefSeq, a predicted model, not a curated record
AUGCCUCUGGGUAUCUUGCAGGAUUACAAGCUCGAACAUGUCCCGGGAACCGCCCCUCUGAGCGAGCUUGGUCGUAUUGAUCUUGAGAUCUCGACUGAUGUUGACCGUGGACUGCUCAAGCAUGAUGCUACAGGGCAGAUUGUACUCGUGCCGCAACCCUCUGAUUCACCCAACGAUCCGUAUAAUUGGCCAAGAUGGAAGAAAGAGAUGUUUACCCUCGUCAUUGCGUACGGAUGCGGUUGUGUAGGAGCCGUCGGCCCACUGCUAACGCCGGCUUUCGUACCACUGGCACAACAAUUCAACGUCCCUCUACAGAGAUUUACACUAGGCUGUAAUGGUUCUUGUAUCGUCGCCAUCGCAUUUGGGAGUCUUCUGUGCAACACACUAGCUGUGAAGGUCGGAAGACGACCAGUCUAUCUUAUAACCACGCUGGGUUUGGCGGUGUCGUGCUUCUGGGCUGCAGAAUCUACCAGCUUCCCUUCUCUGGCAGCGGCCAGAGCUAUCCAAGGGUUGUGCAUGGCACCCUUCGAGGCACUCAUUCCAGCAUCAGUCGGAGACAUCUGGCAUGUACACGAGCGCGGGUUCCGAAUGUCCAUCUUCAAUCUCGGUGUCCUCGGUGGUAUCAACCUAGCGAGCCCAAUCGCUGGAUCCGUCAUCCAAUACGGCUCUUACCGCAUCGCAAUGCACGCGAUGGGUGGUGCCUUUGUUGUCAUGCUCCUCCUCGUCAUCUUCUUCAUGCCCGAAUCCGCGUACCACCGCCACAACGUUCUCAACAUCGAUACGAGUUCUAAAACGGUAGAGACCGAUGCGAUGGAGAAGGAGAAGGCCAUUGAGCGUAUCGAAGACCACGCGAUCCAAGCAUCCGUCUCUUCGGAGCGUGCCGACCCCUACGUCAAGACUCUUAUGCCAUGGUCUGGUUAUUGGGAUCAUGUCUCCUUUUGGCGCACAUUCUUGCGUCCUUUUGUUGUGAUCAUGAGCCCUGUAGUCAUGUGGGCUACCUUGCUCUUCACGAUCUGCAUAUCUUGGCUUGUCUUGAUCUCUAUCACGCUGUCGCAGAUCUUCUCCGCUCCACCAUACAGCUUCUCCGUUAGUGCUGUCGGCGCAACGAAUGUCUCUUCAUUCGUAGCGUCGUUACUGGCCACGCUGGUAGCCGGACCGAUCAUCGAUGGAGUAGCAAAGUUCAUGUCGACGCGCAACAACGGUACUUUUGAACCCGAGUUUCGUCUUCCUGUGAUGAUCACGUACCUGAUUUUCACUGCGACCGGAUUCUUUGCCUGGGGCCAAUCGCUCUACAAUCAAGACCCGUGGCCGAUUCCCGUCAUUGUCUGCAUGGGCCUCAUUAACCUAGGUGUCCAGUUGGGAACCACCGCCGUGGUAACCUACGUCUCCGACUGCCAUCGCGAGCAGGCCGCCGAGGCCUUUGCCAUUAUGAACUUCAUCAAGAAUCUCUUUGCAUUUGGCUUGACGUUCUAUGCCAAUGACUGGAUCGCGGUACAGGGUGUGAGAGACGCGUUUUAUGUUAUUGGCGGAACUACCAUUGCUGUCACGCUGGCAACGAUUCCAAUGUACAUCUACGGAAAACGUGCAAGGAGUUGGGUGAAGAGGUGUGGAGUGCUUGAUAGUGUUCUGAAAGUCGAGUAG